Molecule: messenger RNA, 3921 nt
Organism: Linum tenue
Lineage: Eukaryota; Viridiplantae; Streptophyta; Magnoliopsida; Malpighiales; Linaceae
Source: the annotation of a GenBank genome assembly
GCAACCCAUAGAUCAAAAGUGGAGGGAGCUCGAGACAAACUCCCGCCAAAUUGAACGGAGGUCAUUCCCUCACCGUUCUGCUACAGUCUCUACCGCUGCAAGAAUCAGUCGUCCGUCGAACGAAUGAGGACAGAUGAAGGAGGCGGCGGAGAUGGGAGGCCAGACGGUCUGGAAAUCGUCUCUAUCGGAACUCCCUACUCUGGACCUUGGAACAAGAAGUACUGGAGCAGUUCUAGGGGCAAAGUUCGCUAUCCUUAUCGGUGGGAUACCAUGCUCGUCGAACAUAUAACGGGGCCAUGUAUAAGCUAGAAAUCAGUGAAGGUCCUAAAGGGCCGUUAUUCAUGAUCACUUCUCCUGAUGGAGAUUCUUGCUCUGCUCAUACUCCAGAUAUUACCUGGGAUAAAUUUCAGAAGAAGAGCUGCCAAAAAAGCAGAAUUGGCAUGAGAAAAGGCUUUCGGGCAAGGUUGAUGGCAUAGAGUUUUUUGGGUUCAAGAGUCCUUCAGUGCAGAGGCUGCUUCGAGAACUUAAGUCAAAUGUCAAUGAAACUGCUGAACAGAGUGUUUUGGUACCAGUCGGAGCAACGAUUUAGCUAGAGGAGAACACAAUGAUCAAUUGCAGCUUGCUUGCAAAAGUCCUGAUCUAGUAGUACCAGACAUGGAAAAGCCUCUGGUGACUGGGAAAAGAAUUAAGAGGACAAAAACCAAAGCUGUUACUCCAUCAAGUGUUUCUCGAUUGAAAAGACCCCGUAGAGGUCGUCCUGUGUCCAGUACCGAGGUCGUUUGUUAUUCUGUAAAGGAGAAUCAUGAGCGGCAGAGUUCCCUGUCUCCCUCUUCCUUUGGCUCUACUGGGGAGCCUGAAAAUUGCAAGCUUAUUUCAACAGCUUUACCAUUUAUAUCCAUCGUUCAAGACAAAAACUAUAAAUCGUCAGCCGUGAAUGGCUUGACCUUGCAAUCUGGUGAUGACUCGAAUGGUAAAAAGGACGAAAUGAUCAUGACCCUUGAAGAAAGGAAACUUGCUGGUUCAGAAAUUUACGCAUGCAUCGAUGCAGUCAAUGGCUUAAAUAUACAGGGAAAUAUUAUUGAUAGGUCACCAGAUAGUAAAUUUAGAACAUCAGCAAAUGGCAAAGAUAGGGACGAAUGCAUCCAAGACGGUACUUUAUGUGUUCCUGGGGAUGAUCUUUGUGCACCUGAUACCUUGGAUUCCUUGGAAGAGCCUGUUUCGAAUGCACAUGUGACAAGUACCCGUAUGGAUGAAGAAAAGUUGAUAGUAGCGUCUGAGGCUUGCAUUUCUAAACGACUGGUCACUGAAUCACAUCCAGGAGAUGAAUUAGACACAAGGGUGACGAGCCCAGGCAUUGAUAAAGAAGAGCUAAUUGUAGCUGAUACUUUCAUGUCUGAAGGAGUGCUAUCUGAAUCACAUAUGGAGAAUGAAAUGGCUUCAGGCAGUUCAAAUGGAAGCUCUGAAAAGUUUGACUCUGAUUCAGUUGGUCAAGAAAUAGACAAGUCAAUGAUGACACUUCUUCUUCCACAAGCUAUCCCUCUUCUUAAGAAAGCCUCGAACAAGAAAAGGAAAUCCAAUGCCACAGUGCAAAAUUUUGUCUCUAGCACCAAGGCUCGGGAGGGAAAUAAAGCUACUUCGGGUGUUCAUUCUCCUAAAAUAGAGCAUACUAAUGAUGUCGUUUUAGACAGUCUUGAGAAUGAACAAUGUGAGGUGGGACGACAACUUGUGCUGCUCACUGAUAAUGCUGAGUGUGAGCAAUCUGCUGAUGGAAAAGAUGGAAGACCUCCUCACAGUUGUGAUGACCUUGUAAAUGGAGAUGCAAGGAAGUCGGAUUUGGGAAUCUCAGUACGAUCCCCCGAAUGCAUUACUAUUGUAGGCAGCCCGACUGGAACUGGGAGUCAAAACUCAACUCCAGGCACCCGGAAGGUAUAUACCAGAAGAAAGAUUACUUCUAAAGCAACGAACAAUGGCUCUCCUCUAUCAGAAAGCACAACAUGCAGAACCUAUGAAGGAGGCUGUGAAGAAAGUUCUAUGCUUGAUUCUGAAGCUUUGAAUGUGAGUCCUUCAAUUGGUGCUCUCGAGGAUAGGACCAGCACUGGGGGGGAACUCCACACUUUGCAAGUGGAGGAAAUCACCUUGAGUUGGAGACCCAAGUUGGAUGAUCUGCCUAUAUGUGUGUCAACUGAAGGCGAACAUGCUUCAAACAUGCUUCUUCCAUCAGUUCCAGUUUCAGAAGAAACCCAAACUAAUUGCAAGGACAGAUUAGUGGAGCAAAAUGCUGUGGUCGAUGCCCAUGGUUCCGUAAGAUCUUCUUCCAAUGAAAAGGGUUUGGAGUCAUCAAGUGGUAAAGAAGUUCGAGCUAAUGCUGACCUGAACAUCCAUCGAAGUUUUGAGCUCGACUUUAACUUAGAAGGAAUUGCUGAGUAUGUGGGCUGCUAUAUCCAUCCGCUGCCUGUUCUGCACCUGUGGUUGAGCUCACAAGAAAAUGAAAUCUACAUUUGUGCCUUAUGUGGUCUUCAGAACAAAGACGGGACCCUGUUUCUUUAUAAGUUAUCAAGGACAGGUUGCCCAUCUUUGUUGGUCAUACUACUGUCAGCUGGCCACCUGCAGUGCAUAUCUUUGGCAAUGUUCCACCUGAAAGAUCCAGUUUUCAACUGACCCCAAAUGGGCAGCUUCUUGUUCUACAUGGCAGCAUAAAAGUGCCUUGUUGCAGGGAAGGGAGGGUUGAUUGUUUGUGCUCUACAUGUAAAGCAGACAGCCGUAGUAGCAGCUCAGUGAAGAUUUUAAGAGUCAAGUUGGGAUAUGUUUCGGUGUUAUUGGAGCUAAGAACAGAUGAAGUGGUUGAAUGUAUCCUUGUCUGCGACCUAAUCAUCUGGUUGCUGCUGGUGAAAGUGGUAGACUCCAUUUGUGGACCAUGGACACAACAUGGAGCACUUUGAAAGACCAGCACACUAUAUCAACAAAGGAUUACUAUUCGCCUAAAAUCGUGGAGUUGAAGAGCAUUCCUCAAAACUCAUCUCUAGUUGUAGGCCACGAUGGCUUUGAGGAGUUUACUCUCUGGGACAUCUCGAAACGGGCCUUCAUUGCAAGAUUCACCGGUCCAGGAACUUCGAUUUAUGCGUUCCACCCCAUCAGCCGGUUUGGCUGGCCCAAAAGGGAAGCCCAUCACUCCAGGUCCUACAACCUGGAGGAACAUGUGAAGAGAAUGAUGGAAGCCACAAAAUUGUCAUUGACAGAGUCAUCUCCUGGGAGGACGGUGAAGAUAUUGCCAUCUGGCUUCUCGUCGCAACAAAGCCAAGUGACCACCUAUGGAUCGCUUGGAUGCUGGAGGCUAGCUUUAAUGGCCAGAAACACCUUGAUCUUGGGAACCACUCUGGAUCCAGGCUGUUGCCACGUCAGGUGGCAAUGGAAUCGUCGGUACACGGGAUGGAGCUGUCUACAUGUGGGACUUGUCGAGGGGGAACAGACUUGGGGCUCUCCAUCAUUUCAAAGGUGGAAGUGUUUCGUGCAUUGCUACAGAUGAUUCGUGGAGGAGACGAGGUUUCUUGGCAGUUGGGAGCCGGACAGGUGAGUUAUUGGUUUGCCGACACUUGUAGAUUGGCGAGAUUUAAAACGCCAAAGGGAAAGAAAGAAGCUUCGAUUUUCCAGUACUUGCUAAUCUUGUGUAGCUGCUGCCGGUCCUUCUUUCAUUAGUUUAGUACAAAUUAGACACUCCAGGUUCUGCCCAAAGCAAUGCGCUGAAUACCCUUCUAAUAUUUUGUCACUUUUCUCAUAACGACUCAACGAGGGUGCCAUCAUGGUCAUUUUGUAACGACGAGACCUGUUGUCUUGAAACUAGAUGAAAGUAAAAUAAAGGUUGUUUGGUUUUGGUGAUAGUUUAAUUGGGAUAGUUACAAUGCAUGUAAUGUUCAUAAUGCGUCU